ACACCCGGCUCCUCGGGAGCCUGCGGAUCCUUCUUGGACGCAGGCUCACCGCAAAGGAAGCUGCGAGGUGUCCGAUUUGCACACGUGAAGCCCGAGAUCCGGGGCGGUGGACGCCAGGCAAGACAUGAAAACCCCCAACUCGCAGGAGGCCGAAGGGCAACAAACCAGGGCAGUUGCAGGACGGGCCACUGGGUCUGCAAACAUGACAAAGAGAAAAGCCUCCCAAAAGAAACAGAGAGGCAGACCUUCGUCCCAGCCCCGCAGGAACAUCGUAGGCUGCAGGAUUUCACACGGAUGGAAGGAAGGCGAUGAGCCCAUCACCCAGUGGAAAGGAACCGUUCUGGAUCAGGUGCCUAUAAAUCCUUCUCUUUAUCUGGUGAAAUAUGAUGGAAUUGACUGUGUCUAUGGACUGGAACUUCACAGAGAUGAAAGAGUUUUGUCUCUUAAAAUUCUUUCCGACAGGGUGGCAUCAUCUCAAGUCAGUGAUGCAAACCUUGCAAAUACCAUAAUUGGUAAAGCUGUGGAACAUAUGUUUGAGGGUGAGCAUGGUUCUAAGGAUGAAUGGAGAGGAAUGGUCUUGGCCCAAGCACCUAUCAUGAAAGCCUGGUUUUAUAUUACCUAUGAGAAAGAUCCUGUCUUGUACAUGUACCAGCUUCUAGAUGAUUAUAAAGAAGGAGACCUCCGUAUCAUGCCAGAGUCCAGUGAGUCUCCUCCAGCAGAGAGGGAGCCAGGAGGAGUUGUAGAUGGCCUGAUAGGUAAACAUGUGGAAUAUACCAAAGAAGAUGGCUCCAAACGGAUCGGCAUGGUCAUUCACCAAGUGGAAGCCAAACCCUCUGUGUAUUUCAUCAAGUUUGAUGAUGAUUUCCAUAUCUAUGUCUAUGAUUUGGUGAAAAAGUCCUAACUGUUAGGGUAAACUUUGCCACAUUUGUGAAAACAAAUGUGUACUUUGUAGACAUGCAAAAUAAUGUUACUUUUCAGUGUAUUGAAAGCUUUAGGGUCCCUGUUAAUCCGACAUCUUUGCCAGCAUAACUGUUGUUUUGUCCUGAAAAAUACAAAUUUAUGUGGCCAUGA
Molecule: messenger RNA, 1071 nt
Organism: Delphinapterus leucas (beluga whale)
Lineage: Eukaryota; Metazoa; Chordata; Mammalia; Artiodactyla; Monodontidae
Source: RefSeq, a predicted model, not a curated record